This is a messenger RNA of Exserohilum turcica Et28A, 470 nucleotides long. RefSeq lists its product as uncharacterized. The annotation marks the transcript as partial. The transcript is spliced from 2 exons. NCBI's taxonomy places the organism in Eukaryota, Fungi, Ascomycota, Dothideomycetes, Pleosporales, Pleosporaceae. The record is from RefSeq and is a predicted model, not a curated record.
AAAUGUCCAAGUCCACCGGCCCCCUCCUAGAACAACUCGGCGUGGGAACCUCAUCGCAAUCGACGCCAAACACCAGCACCAACAUGGCACACAACAAGGAUAAUAGUAGUGGAAGUACCAUGACCUCUACAGCCGACACACUGGGCGCAAAUAAGACGACGAAUGCGAUUCCGCAGGAAAACCCGAGUGUCUUGUCUUCGGCGGGUGUGAUUGGGAAGAAUUUCAACCCGGACGGCGCAAUAGGCCAAGCCGGGUCUUCAAUCGGCGGCCCGUUUGCCGCAGACGGGGUAGUCGGAAGCCAGUUCGAUGCACGGCAGAAUGGGAUUGCGGGGCUUGUGGAGCGCGCGGUGGAUGGGCCGCGGAAUCCGGCGGGGAGCUCAAAGUAAGCGGCAUGUAGGAAGGGUGGAGUUGUUGGGUGGAUGGAUGGAUGUGAGAGGGAAUUUUUGGGUAGUGUAUAUAUAGAGAAGUAA